AUGUCAUCAUUGAACAAUUUUCAACCGUCAAAUAUUAGAAGAACACCUUAUGUUUCGACUCUGAACAACUCGCUGUUGUCUAAUCCCCAAGUUGCAUCAAAUACAGCCAUGAUGGAUGUUUUUACUACUCCAAUCCAGUCGACUCAUUUGUCAAAAAUAGGAAGCAUACAGUCACCCCUAAACGAUACACCUCCCAAGAGCGAUCAUUUAGCAAAUUCGAACCCGAACUCUUCUAAUUUGAAGUUGGAGCCCGGAUUUGUAAGUUCCGCUUCGAAUUCUCGACUUUCAGGUCCAAAUCCUUCUGCAUUUUCAAGCUCUCAUUUAAGUUUGAGUAAUUAUACCCCGGCAAAUCCAGUGCUUAACGCACCGACUGUUAAUAGAGCUUCUUCAUUGUCCACUCAAAGUGGUGGCGCUAUUAAACAUUAUCACAGCAACAAUAUUCAAAAUAGUAAUUUCAAUUCUGCAAACAGUCUUGUCAACCACAACAAUAACAACAGUAGCAAUAACAGUAGCAACAAUCUUACUAAUAUUAACAAUAAUAACAACAAUUCCAAUGGUAACAAUCUCUCAGCUACAGGUUAUCAUUCCCGAUAUCCAAGUGAUGUAACUGAUCAUCAUGAGCCAUACGACCACUCAAAUUUCAUACUGAAUACUCCAGAAAGAGCUCUGCUUUCGUUGCCAAAUCCUAUUCAGCUACCACACAGUUAUAUACACCCGACAAAGCCGCUAAAUCAGUACUCGCCGUAUGAGUCUGCUCCUUCUUCCUUAACUUCACAUGCCCACUCAAUGUCCUUGGAUACAGUCACGUCGACUUAUUCGAAUAAAUCCUUGGCCAAUGAAGACUGGUUUGGCGGUCCUCACCACAAGCAUACAUACUCAAAUACUUCAUCAAUAAAUACACCACCAAGCGAGGAUUCUAGCUUGAUGGAUCUUGCAAGAGAAUAUGCUGAUAGUUCUAUUGAAGAGCUAGCCGCUCAAGUCAAAAAAUUAGAAAAAGAGCUUUCAGACACUUCUUUUAAUGUUAGAAAUGCAAAAGAAAAUAGAAAUCUGCACGUUCAAAGAAAAAAACAGCAGCAACUGUUUGCCUUAGCUUCUCUGAUGAAAACAGUCAGAGUUUCAGAAAAUUCUGUUUGUCCCCGUAACGUUGUCUAUUCCAGAUACGUUGACAUAUGUAAGAAACAUGGUGUCAAUCAAAUAUGUAAUGCUGCUUUUGGUAAACUCGUCAAGGUUUUUUAUCCGGGCAUUAAAACAAGAAGAUUAGGUGUUAGAGGAUCAAGUAGAUAUAACUAUUGUGGAAUCGAAUUGAUCGUCAAUGACACAAGUAGAGAAAAUGAGACUUUUGGCAGCACAUCUCAUUGGAACUCUGGGACUAAGAAGGAAAUUGAGGAAGAAAUAGUUAUUGGCAACAGCAACACACAUUCUAUCACGCCUCAUAGUGAGGUUAGAACAGGCACUGAUGAACACAUUAUCACUGAUGAAGAAGGUGGCAAGGAGGGGCCAAGAAUAAGUGGUGCCAGCUACUCUAACAAACCACCGUUUUUGCCAGGAAAACCUCUUGAGCUGGCUUUUGAGCAGGAUUUGUUCACUAAAUUAGAUAGUGGUGUCGAAUUUGUUCCUGAUUUCUACAGAAACAUCGACUCUGACAUAAAAGAAUCACAUAAGAUAAUAUUAGAGAACUAUUGUGAAUUUUUGCUACAGCUAUUCAAAGACUGGAGAUACUUGAAGAUUGAAUCACUCUUCAAUGAGAUUGAUAACUUCAGUUUUGAAACCAGAUUGUCUCACGAAUAUUAUGCCGUCUACGAAAUGGAAUAUGAGGAGUUAGCGCCAUUGAUCAAGCAAUGCUACUUAGAGUGUUGCAAGUCUGCGAUCAAGCUUAUAUCUAAAAUUGUUUUCCAACAGGUUCCAGAGAACGUACAAACUGCAUUGUGCAAUUUUGAAAAUUGUUAUGUAGAUCAUAUUAGGAAAAUGAAUUUCAAAAAAUGUAUCAUUGAAGACAACGUUGAAAUUGCAACCAGCUUCAUACAUAUUAUAUCCAUUUUGAGAAAAGUAGUAUAUUUAUCCUCUAGUGCUUCCAAACUUCUUUCGGCAAAUGAGAACAAAACAUCAUUUUGCAAGGAGUGGGACGAAAUCAAUGUUCCUCAAAUAAUUGAAAAUCAUCCUUUGAUCCCAAAGAACGAAAAGUCCCAUAUCAUUGAAAAGGUUUGUGCAUAUUUGAGUAAAAUCUUCAGAUCUUUGGGUGAAAGGGAGGAUGGAUCGGUAGAGACAAAUAUUUCAAACUGCCGGGAUAAUAUAAUACGCAAGCUGUCCAUCUCAUUUGCUUCAAUUCCUCCUGAAUUUUUCAACGUUGAACCAAGAAAACUCUUACUUUACGUUGAUGCCAUUGGGUCGACCAUUUUGCGUGAGCUCACAGUAGAGAACUAUACAUCAAGUUUCUCCGUCUGGUGGUCAGUAGUAUGCUGGUGUAACGAGUAUAUGGUUCUGAUGGCUGAAAUUGGCGGUUUCCUUAAAUGA
This is a messenger RNA of Pichia membranifaciens NRRL Y-2026, 2511 nucleotides long. RefSeq lists its product as hypothetical. Gene Ontology annotation, molecular function: DNA-binding transcription factor activity, RNA polymerase II-specific; RNA polymerase II cis-regulatory region sequence-specific DNA binding. The transcript has a single exon. Gene Ontology annotation, biological process: regulation of transcription by RNA polymerase II. NCBI's taxonomy places the organism in Eukaryota, Fungi, Ascomycota, Pichiomycetes, Pichiales, Pichiaceae. The coding region runs from base 1 to 2511 and encodes 836 amino acids. The record is from RefSeq and is a predicted model, not a curated record.